CAGGAGUUGUUGAAUCCUCAAAACACAAGUGGACUUGCAUUUACACACAUUUUUCCCUUUACCGUGGUUACAAUCAGCGGUGUAUUCUGGCAACGUGACGGUGCGGAUGACAUGUCGUCUUGGGCUAAAUCAGCGGUCACUGCCCGGCGACAGGCGGCUAACCCCAACGGAAGUGCUUCACAACUGCGCCUGUUUCGGAGAGCAGCGCCUUACCCCAGCAGAGACGACAGAACCGAAGAGCUCAAAGAUGCCCUGGAAAGCUAUGAAGAACUCGAUCAGAUACAAAACUACAGUGCAAAUGUGAAGUAUGAGAGCUACAAGCAUCAGCCAGCUGCCAAGUCAGAGAGCUGCACUCCAGCCGACAGACGUAAAGCGUUGUAUCAGAAGUUCUACAGACAGGUCCAGGAGGAGAGGAAGCCGCCUGAUUGCGUGGUCCUCUCUGUGACCAACCAGUGUCUGGAUUACCCCAAAUCGCUAAGCCAGUGUUUGCAGGAGCGCGGCCUGUCAGUGGAAAUGCUCUACCUUCAGGCGGAAUCAGGCCUGACCCGGGCCCUGCAGGAUGUCCGAGCAGAGGGCACCCCGUUAUGUAUUCUUGUGGAGCAGAAAAACAUAGCUCUGUCCUCCUGCACUGUUAUCAUAUUCUCAGAAUCCCUCAAAAUCCAUCGUAACAUGCCCAAAGAGCAGGGCUUGGACUUUGUCGUGUCGGAGUACAACCGCGGACUGGCCAAAGAGCGCCCAAAGAAGGAUCCUGCAGACCUUGCAGCACAGGCGUCACAGCUGCUGGAUGACUAUCUUGAAAGAGAAAAGAUUGAGCGCCACACUGUUCCCUCUGAAACACGUCCUCUCCUCAUGCUAUUAGCUGAGGGAGUGCAUCUCUACCCUGAGGAGCUGGAAACCAUCUCAGAGUAUGUGAGGUGCAGACUGGAGCACAUACAAGCCAGCGACACUGAGGGGCAAAGGGGAAGCAUGUUACCUCCAGGACUGGGAAAACCACCACCUUUGCUCCCUACCCCACCAGGACCACCUCCACCCCAACUAGGAGGAACAGGAGGGGGACUGUUGGACCACCCUUCACCAUCACCUCUGCUGCCCUCACCAGGUUCUUAUCCCAAAACUAAACCUCCUCCUCUGCUGUCGUUACAUGGACCACCCUGUCCCCCAUUAGGUGCCCCAGGUUCACGAGGCCUUCUGCCUUCGCAUGGUCCCUUUGGUGGCCCCCCCUGUUCUCGUGGCCCUCUACUCCCCCAUGGUCCUCCAUUUCAUCCAGGGAUCAGGGGCCCUCAUGGGAUUAGAGGGGGCCCACCUACUUUAAAGUCUUCCCGCCCGCCACUGCUUGCUUCACCAGGUCCUCCUCUCCCUCUCCCUCUUCCACGGCCGAGCUCCCGUCAUUGAGAAACAGAGACAUCCACACACUCUAAGCACACGCUGAAACACAUGCAGGCUCUAUAGACCUGUACUGAUGGAAGAUAACACCUGACUCAAGAACAGACGACUAUAAGCCUCUGUGUUGAAUGGCUGAUGGGACCUUUUUUUUAAGUUGCAAAACCACUCUCAGUCAGAUGAAAACAAUUUUAGAAAAAGCUAGUUAUUAUCAGUCUUUUGUGGAUGGAUUAGUAGAGGAUUUUAUGGAGUAAUGGAAUGACUGAUAGUAAGUUUCUCUUUUUCCAGUAUCCCUCUGUCGAACUUGUUCAUAUUUUCUAAAUCUACAGUGAUACUAACCCCGAGGAAAUUGGCGUGGUGACCGUGACACGACGAUCCUCUAUAUUUUGACAAGAUGGUGCUAAAGUUUUCAUGAGAAGUUACUAAGGCUUUAGAUUGAGUGUAGACAACAUGUUGAUAAAAGUAGGUGCCAUGAGUCUGGAAAGAAAAUCAUAAAUCCCCUACAUGCACUCACUGAUCACUUUAUUAGGUACACCUUUUCAGCUGUUCAUUAACACAAAUAUCUAUUCAGCUAAUAAAAUGGCAGCAAUCAAUGCAUUUAGACAUGCAGACAUAGUGAACACAAUGUGCUGAAGUUUAAACAAAGUGUCAGAAUAGGGAAGAAAGAGGAUUUAAGUGACUUUGAAUGUGCCAUAGUUGCUGGUGUUGGACAAGCUGGUCUGAGUAAUUCUCAGAAUGCUUAUGAUUUGGGUUUUUCACACAUAACCAUCUGCAGAGUUUACAGAGAGAGGUUUGAAAAAGAGGAAAUGUCUUAUGCAGAAAUGCUUUUUGACAGUAGAGGUCAGUGGGGGGUGACCAGACUGGUUCCCAUUAUAAUUUUGGCAGCUAUUUGAAAUGUAGUCUUAAUUCCUAUCACACUUGACUAGUAUUACCUUUGGACCUCUGAUAAUUUAUGAAUAACCUCCUGACCUCAGUGUAUGGUGUGGUGCAUUUGCACUGAAUAAGCAGAGUAUGUAAUGUACUCAAAUUUACAGACAUCUCUGAAGGAAAUCAUAAGGGUGCUGCAUGGCUGCAGCAAUGAAAAUGCACAGCAAAUUUUAUUUCUAUAGUUCAUACAAAAAAAAAAACCCACAGUGUUGUGCACAUCCCGUUCUGCAGGUGACGUUUCCUGCACCUGUCCUUUACAGACUGUUAACCAGAGUUUUAAGACAACGUGCGCUUUAGUCUUUUUUUUUUUUCUCUUCCCUUUUUGCAUUGAGGUCAUAAGCCACCUGUGUGCAUCUGCAGCUGAUCAGAAAGAGGAAGCGAAAGUCAAGCAUCUUUCCUGUUAAUCAUGUAUGAGAAAGGGAGACAUCUAAUGUUAAAUUUGAAUCUCUCCUGUCAUUUUUUAGCAGUUUGAUAUAGUUGGUGUUGAUGUUAUUCUGUGCUCUGUAAAUUUGGGAUCAUUGCACAUCCACUACAACCCUCCUCACACAGAUCCGUUGUUGUAGCCUAACCACUGAAUGCUGAGCGACACAUUUCAAUUGUGUUAUGCAUGAGAUGUAUGGCUAAAUAAUACUGAUACAAGACUAUGCUUCAGCUUCCUCCCACCACCAAAAACAUGCUCAUUAGGUUAAUUGGUGGCUCUAAAAUCGGCCGUAGGUGUGAGUGUGCCUGGUAGUCUGUCUUUAGAUGUCAACCCUGGGAUUGACUGGCGACCAGUCUAGGGUGUACCCCGCCUCUCACCCAAUGACAGCUGGGAUAGGCUCCAGCCCCCCCCACCCCGACCCUGACCCCGACCCCGAACAGGAUAAGCCACAUAGAAAAUGGAUGGAUUUUUACUCUGCAAAUUACAGACAUUGUUGAUUAACAGGAUGAAUAACACAGACGUCCUGUGCAAUUAUUAUAAAUUACCAAAGGCCCCUAGAUAAUACUAAUCCAGUGCAAAUAGGGCAUUAGUCCUUAGAUCAAAAAACCUCAUAGCUUCAGUCACAUUUUAGUCAUUUAUACUCUUUAUAAUUUAGUCAAGUUGCAUUUUUUUCUUUUAACUAAUCUAAGUGGUCAUAUUAAGAAUAAUAUACAUGCAAAACAGUCACAUUAAUGAACCACCAACACUUAAACUGAUUUAAACUGAUGAAAAUACUGACAUCCCCUCUAUCUCCAGUGGAGUAAAGUCAUGGAUUUAGAAUUUUCUAACAGUUAAACAGUACAGGCAUUGCAGUCUCAUUACAGUGUCCUUGAUGAAAAAACUACAUUUUUGUCAGAGUUUUAACCAUCAAAGAUCUGUUUUUAAGCUAGUCAUAGUCUAGUCUUCCUUGUGGAAAUGGUAGUUGCUGAACAUUUUUAGUCAUUGUUUUGUCACCAGGCCCACACUGACUGCUUCAAGCUGAUAAAAAGACAACAACACAACAAUAGUAGAGCAUCUAUGAACGCACAACACAUCAAACAUUAAAGCAGAUUGGCUACAGCGGGAGAAGAGCACACUGGGUGCUGCUCCUGUCACCUAGGAGCAAGAAACUGAGGCUACAGCUCACUCACAAAAAAAUUGGACAGCAAAAGACUGGCAAAACAUUGUUUAAUGAGACUCAGUGCAACAUUUAAAUGGUAGGGGUAUGUAAAUAACAUUAAAGCCUGCAAGACCACCCAACAACCAUGGCCAAUAAAAGUCACUUUAUGUAAAUACCCUUUUUCCCCUCUUAUGCUUGGUGGAACAUCAGCAAUUGUUGGCAUGACUAAAAAUGCCUUGGUUUCUGCCAUGCCAUACCAUGAACAACUGUACCUAAUAAAAUGAUCGUUUAGAGUCUGCACUGUACUUUUUCUGGCUACAUGCUGUUGUUUGUUUUUUAUACUUAUUGACAGAGCUGUGUGAUAUCCUGGUGUAGUUGUUUAUUGUCACUUGCAGUUCUUAAUGUGGCAUUUGUUCUGCACAAAUAAGGCAGCAGUCCACUGAACUCCACACCUCACAGCCUGUGUUGUUGUGUUGGUUGCUCUGGUCUUGGAUUGUUUAAAUGAAUAUUUUCAAUAUCACACUGAGAAGAUGCUGAAGUCAUCACAGAUUACAAAUCUGAAAAUGAUUCAAAAGAAGCAGAGAGCAAUCUUUCUUGAAAACUUGUGAACAUUUUCCUCUGAUUUGUUGAUAUUUUUAAAUACUGUUCUGUGUGUUUGUUUUUAUAUUAUGUAUAUGGAUAUUGUCAUUAGAUGAUAGCUGAAAACUUUGCUGUGGAGGAUUUUUUUUUUUGAUGUCCAGCAGUGUUCAUUUCUAACAAGCAUGGAGGAGGAAGCUCCAGUUUGUAUGUUUUAUUUUUAUUUAAAAAAAAACCCUGAAUGUUUUGUUUUGGUCUGAUGAGCAUUUCAAUAUUAUUUCUAUUAUAAAACAGAGGU
Messenger RNA from Cheilinus undulatus (humphead wrasse), 4740 nucleotides. RefSeq lists its product as uncharacterized. NCBI's taxonomy places the organism in Eukaryota, Metazoa, Chordata, Actinopteri, Labriformes, Labridae. The record is from RefSeq and is a predicted model, not a curated record. Bases 112 to 1392 code for a protein of 426 amino acids. The transcript is spliced from 9 exons.